AUGGGGAUCGUGGGCUCAAAGCUCCUAGAUUUGUCAUGGGAUUCAAUUGGUGUAUUUGAUUUAUUGUUGGGUUCUUUGCAAAUGUGUUUUUGUGGCCACUGGAACUCAAUUUUGUUGGCGGAGCAUAUUCUUGUGCAGGCUCCGUCAAUGCGACAACUACAUUUACAUGGUAUAAGCCAGGACUUUGACUCAAAACAUUUGAAGAACAAGAAGCACUGGAACUCGCUCAACACCGAUUUCUUUCGUGACUCAGUAGAUAAUCCAAUGAGAAUUCGUUCAGUUUCAUGGCGUUCCUUCAUAACCUGCUGCUUUUGGAUAUUUCUGUGUUUCAACACCUAUGUGGUAUCAAGCAAAUGUCUUGAGGACCAGAAAUCAUUGCUUCUCCAAUUGAAGAACAGCCUCAAUUUCACUGAAUCAAGUUCCAUCAAACUGGUGUCCUGGGAUCAAGGCCUGUCCUGCUGUGAUUGGAGUGGUGUCACUUGUGAUGAGCAAGGACAUGUUAUUGGUCUUGAUUUGAGUGGGGAGUCAAUCUUUGGUGGUUUUGACAGUUCAAGCAGUAUUUUCAGUCUCCAAUAUCUCCAGCUGUUAAAUUUGGCUUCCAAUUAUUUCAAUUCUGUGAUCCCGAGUGAGUUAUACAAGUUGAAGAACUUGACCCACCUGAAUUUGUCACAUGCCGACUUUGUUGGGCAGAUACCAAAAGCAAUUUCUCAACUGACCAGGUUAGUUACUCUGGAUAUCUCGUCUCUUUCAUAUUUAACAGGGAAAAAGCUCAAACUUGAGAAUCCAAAUUUGAGGAUGCUUAUUCAGGAUCUUACCAGCAUUAAGCAAUUGUAUCUAGAUGGCGUAACUGUAUCAGCUCAAGGACACGAAUGGGGCAAUGCUUUAUCAUCUCUCACUAGUCUGCAAGAAUUGAGCCUCUCAAACUGCAAUCUUUCAGGUCCCAUUGAUUCUUCUCUCCAAAGAAUGAAGCUCCUCUCAGUAGUUCGUCUUGAUCAGAACAAUUUGUCAGCCACGGUGCCAGACUUCUUUAGUAAUUUUUCAAAUCUGACAAGAUUGGGCCUUAGUUUUUGCGAGUUGAGUGGAACAUUUCCACUAAAUGUCUUCCGGGUAAAAACAUUGACCUUCAUUGACAUAUCUUAUAAUACUGGUCUUAGUGGUUCUCUCCCAAACUUCCCAUUGAAUGGAUCUCUUCAGACCUUGGUAGUGAGUCGCACAAAUUUUACAGGAGGUUUACCAAAUUCUAUCAGUAACCUGACAAACUUGUCCAAAUUAGAUCUUUCAAAUUCUCAAUUUUCUGGACGACUUCCACACUCAAUCUCAAAACUCACUGAACUCUCUUAUCUGGACUUGUCAAAUAACAAUUUCAGAGGUCCAAUUCCAUCGUUCGGUACAGCCAAGAAACUCACGCACUUGGACCUUUCUGGUAAUGUUUUGAGUGGCCAAAUUUCAUCGCCUGGUCGAUUUGAAGGACUACAAAAUUUAGUCAGCAUUACGUUGCGCAAUAACUCCAUCAAUGGCAGCAUUCCUUCCUCUCUUUUUACUCUUCCGUCUUUGCAAAUCAUUGAUCUUUCCAACAAUCAAUUCAAUCAAUUGGAUGAGUUCUCAACUGUGCCUUCCUCCGUAUUAAAUUCCCUUGAUUUGAGCAGUAACAAUUUAUCAGGUCUUAUUCCAUGGUCUAUCUUCCAACUCAGAGCACUCAUUGUUCUCCAACUUUCUUCAAACAAGUUCAAUGGGCCAAUGCCGCUAGAUAUGCUUGCGGAACUUAGAAAUUUGCAUUCACUAGAUUUGUCGCACAACAACUUGUCAAUCAACAUGACCGUGUUAGAUUCUCACCUGUCUCCCUUUCCUAAUAUUACCAGCCUAAAAUUGGCUCGUUGCAAGUUGGAGACUUUCCCUGGUUUCUUAAGACACCAGGUCGAAUUAAUUCAUCUGGAUCUUUCGGAUAACCAAAUCCGAGGUCAGAUACCCACCUGGAUUUGGAAACUUGAAAAUCUCAGCUACCUUAAUCUUUCUCAUAAUCUGCUGACUGAUUUUGAAAGACCGUUGCCGAGUUUGAGUUCUAAUUUUGCACAACUCAUCGUCCUCGACCUUCAUGACAACCAUAUCGAGGGGCCAAUUCCUCUCUUGCCUAGGUUUGCCGACUAUUUGGACUACUCAACCAAUAGAUUCGACUCCGUUGUAAUCCCAGCUGAUGCAAGUGAUUACUGGGAUUUCACAGUGUUCAUCUCCCUAUCAAAUAAUUCUUUUCAAGGCAGUAUUCCUAAAUUCUUGUGCAAUUUUUCAAGUCUUGAAGUGCUUGAUCUUUCCCACAAUAACUUUUCUGGUAAAAUUCCCCCAUGUUUAACGGGAAUGAGCGAGACCCUUGGAGUAUUAACUCUACGGGAAAACAACCUUACAGGUGGCAUACCUGACAAGUUUUCAGCAAUAUGUGCUUUAAGGACACCGGACCUCCAUGGAAAUCAAUUAAAUGGACCAAUGCCAAAGUCUCUGUCAAACUGCAUGACAUUGGAGGUGCUAGACCUUCGAAACAAUCGUAUUAUGGAUGUCUUUCCAUGUUCAUUGAAGCAAAUAUCCAUGCUUCGUGUCCUGGUCUUGCGACAAAACAAGUUCCAUGGUUCCAUCGGAUGCCCGAACACCAUUGAUAUCUGGCAUAUGCUUCACAUUGCCGAUCUAGCUUUCAACAAUUUUACAGGUAAACUAGCAUUGAAAUCCCUGGCAACGUGGGAAGGAAUGAUGCCCGACGAAGCACAAAUACUACAAUAUAAGAUUGAUGGUGAUGUUUAUUAUCAGGAUACGGUGACUAUUAGUAGUAAAGGCCAAACUGUGCAGUGGUUUAAAAUUUUAAACUUCGUGACUGCCAUUGACUUCUCAUCCAACUUUCUUGAAGGGCCAAUACCAGAAGAAUUGAUGAAUUUUAAAGAAAUAUAUACUCUCAACUUGUCCAAUAAUGCUCUCUCCGGCCAAAUACCAUCAUCUAUCGAGAAUUUGAGGGAGCUUGAGUCAUUAGACCUGUCAAGCAACUUAUUGACAGGGGAAAUACCAGCACAGAUGGCAGAUUUGCAUUUUCUUUCAUUCUUGAACCUCUCAUAUAAUCAUCUAGAGGGGAGAAUUCCAAGUGGUACUCAGAUUCAAUCUUUUGAUGCAUAUUCGUUCAUUGGCAAUGACGGGUUAUGUGGACCUCCUUUGACCCCAAAUUGUGGUAGCGAUGAAGCACCAGGUAUGUCACGAUCAUCUCACUCUGGGAGUUCAAUUGAUUGGAAUUUCAUAAGCGCCGAAUUGGGAUUUGUUUUUGGCAUUGGGAUUGUUCUUUUGCCUCUAGCAUUUUGGAAGCCUUGGAGAAUAUGGUACUGGCAACGCAUGGAUGACCUGCUUUAUAGGAUCUUCCCACAGCUGGACUUUGUGUAUGAACACCGUGGAGGGAAGAAUUACAGAGCUCUAAGGUGGAAGUCUCACUAA
Messenger RNA from Prosopis cineraria, 3456 nucleotides. RefSeq names its product receptor-like protein 7. The record is from RefSeq and is a predicted model, not a curated record. Lineage: Eukaryota; Viridiplantae; Streptophyta; Magnoliopsida; Fabales; Fabaceae. The coding region runs from base 1 to 3456 and encodes 1151 amino acids. The transcript is spliced from 3 exons. Gene Ontology annotation, molecular function: protein binding.